CAUGCCGUCGCAACUUUGAACGGUUGCUAAAUGAACCAUUGCAAGUCAGUAACACCUGUAAUAGGCUGUCGGUUGCAAACCCCCCUGCAGUUAGGGAUGCUGACCAGCAGAUGGCGUUCUUCUGCUUUUGCUAAGGGAGGAAGGACCACCCACACACCCAGCCAGCCGCCCGGAGCGGUGGCCUCUAUUUAUAUCUGCCUGGCCAGCAACGCUGCUUGUUUCCUAAUUGGGUAACGCCAGGGUCUCUCUUAGAGGCAGACCCAGCAGGACCAGAAAUAGAGCCCCUCCAGCCUGCCAAUGGCUGGGCUGGGUUUAAGAGAGGUACCCUAACCUGCUUUAAAGAUUGGCACAGCACAUUCCCAGGCACAGCAGCCGACGGAUUCCAAUCCAGCCACCCCGACUUCUUGCCUUGAGAGGCUUAAGCUAGGGUGACUUUGACAAAGUUCCUCCUUGGGGAAGGGGGAUAGAAGGCUUGGCCACGGGCCUUCGAGCAGCUGCUCUGGGACAGGGCUAAAAUUACACCCCCUUCCUCACCUGCCACUGCCUAAGGGCAGAGAGAGAGAGAGGGAGAGAGUGGCUGCUCCGGCCACCAGCCUGGAAGGUGCCCUGCGGCCGUAGGAGCAGAAGGCGUUGGGCUCGACCUGACUGGGAUAUGAUCGGCCACCUGGCUGCUCCUCGAGGAUGAUGUGGGGCUUUCUGACCCAGCUGCUCAUCAGUUUAGUCCUUCUGGGCUUCUUCCUGGUCAGCUGCCAGAACCUCCUGCACAUCGCCCAGGGCUCCGUCCAGUUCGUGCUGAAGCAGAUCCACCAGGAACUGGACAAGGAGCUCGGGGAGAGCGAAGGGCUGAGUGACGAUGAGGAAGUCGUUUCCAGCCGGGUGGUGCGCAGACGUGUCUUCGUCCAGGGUAACGAAAUAUUGGAUAUCCCUGGAGAACAAGUGACCGAAGAGCAAUUCACUGAUGAACAAGGCAACAUUAUCACCAAGAAGAUUAUCCGGAAAGUGGUCCGGCGACUGGACACCGAAGACGGACGGGCGCACGAAGAGGGCCUCACCUCAACACCCAUCCACUAAACCUCCACUCUCCUCGUUCCUCUCCAUGCGGCCAGGCGAGUGGAGCAACGAGCUUCCAGAGGCAGGGCUGUCUGUCUGCGAUUCUUUAGGUUAAUGGCAUGAUUUCCGUAAGAGACAUAACUUUACCGUCUUAAAUCCGCAUGACCGACCGAUCUGCCGACGCAUGAGCUAAAGUUCUUUCUCCUGACUUUGAGAGGAGAGGGUCUGGGACAAUUCCCCAGGAGAAGGGGGAAAAAAAAAACCGGAUGCAAUUGUGUUUGUGUGUUUUGUGUGCGCGUGGCGGGGGAGGGGCUUCUUUCCAAAGCCCCCUUCUUUUGACGUGGUGCCUUGGCCUCCUGGGGAAGAAGGAGUAAGCUGGACGGAGAUCAUUCGCCAUCCCAUCCUCCCCGGCUCAGCCUCCGGAUUGCCUCUGUGCUCAGCUCUGCUCCAUCCAUCCGUCCACCUGGAACCCCAGAAGGCUUCUAGCUGAGCCCUUCUGGCUACUCUGCCCAGUUGUUCUUCCCAGGUUGGGAUGGAAAGCGUGACGUGGAUAAAUGCCGAGAUCUCCUGUGUAGAAUAUGGACAGAUACUUACUAUGCAAACACCGACCGAGGCAUUCGGCAGAAACCAGACCGGCUCCAGUCCUUGGAAGCGUCCGCAGGCAGCCAGCCCCGUUGAGAAGGAAAACAAGAGAUGGGGAGAAC
Messenger RNA from Pseudonaja textilis, 1754 nucleotides. The record is from RefSeq and is a predicted model, not a curated record. Lineage: Eukaryota; Metazoa; Chordata; Lepidosauria; Squamata; Elapidae.